Molecule: messenger RNA, 1031 nt
Organism: Phytophthora nicotianae INRA-310
Lineage: Eukaryota; Oomycota; Peronosporomycetes; Peronosporales; Peronosporaceae
Exons: 1
Coding region: 64-816 (250 amino acids)
Biological process (GO): superoxide metabolic process
Molecular function (GO): superoxide dismutase activity; metal ion binding
Source: RefSeq, a predicted model, not a curated record
CGUAAUCGCAUCGAGCAUGUACCGACAGUCAGCCUAAGACCACGAUUCUCAUUGGUUGAAAACAUGUGGUGGGAUUGUCCGACCACAACGGUAUCCGCCUUCGGCCCUCUUCACUCUGCAAUUCGCCAGAUCCAGUACAAGCUUCAACCCAGAACCCCCGCUUCACCAACAAAGAUGUCGUUCGAGCUGCCCAAGAUUGCCUACGACUACAACGCUCUCGAGCCGUUCGUGGACACGGACACUAUGAACAUCCACCACACUAAGCACCACCAGGCUUACGUGAACAACAUCAACAACUACAUCUCGUCCGACAAGGGCACCGCCCUCAAGGGCAAGUCCAUCCUUGAGGUGGUGCAGUCGGCCACUGAGGCGCCUGUGCGCAACAACGGUGGCGGUCACUACAACCACUCGCUCUUCUGGACGUGGAUGACCUCGCCUGGCUCCACUAACACGGCCCCGCACGGCGCCCUUAAGACCCGCAUCGAGGAGGACUUUGGCUCGCUCGACCAGAUGAAGCAGGAGUUCAACGCUGCUGCGUCGUCGCGUUUCGGCUCCGGCUGGGCCUGGCUCGGUGUGAAGGCCGACGGUAAGCUGGCUAUCACGUCCACGCCCAACCAGGACAACCCGCUGAUGCCUGGUGUGGACCAGCCUCUGAUCCCCAUCCUCGGUCUGGACGUGUGGGAGCACGCUUACUACCUCAAGUACCAGAACCGUCGCCCUGAGUAUAUUUCGGCCUUCUGGAACGUGGCCAACUGGGACAAGGUCGUUGAGUACUACGACGAAUUCGCCUCGAAGGGCAAGCCCGUGGACAUCUGAAGUGGAGAGCAAGAGGUGGUAACGACGACGCACUCGUCGCUGUAAGUUGAGGGUGUGGAAGGCUCAAGUCGCAGUGCAGUGAAGCUUGCGUCACCGUUAAGCUUGUGACGUGUUUUGUUCACAAUGGACGGAUGUGCACGAGGACGUGAGGCGCUCUCGAUUCCUCGGAGCUCUCCCACCAUGUUAAUCUCAAUGAAAUUCUUUGAAUCUAUCAA